AUGGGUUUCUUCAGCACUUUAUUUGGAGUUUGUGGAUUUGGAAUUGGGAUUUCAGUUGGUCUUGUUAUUGGAUAUUUUCUCUUUAUUUAUGUUCAACCCAGCGAUGUAAAGGAUCCUGAUAUUUGUCCAUUGGCCAAGCAAGAUGAAGACACUUUGCAACGGAUUCUUCCUGAGAUUCCAAUUUGGCUGAAAAAUCCAGACUUUGAUCGGGUUGAUUGGUUAAACAAGUUUCUUGAAUACAUGUGGCCCAACCUUGACAAGGCUAUUUGCAAGACUGCAAAGGGUAUUGCAACACCCAUAAUCGAUGAGCAGAUAAAAAAUUAUAAAAUAGACUCAGUUGAUUUUGAAAAGUUAACACUUGGGACCUUGCCUCCAACUUUUCAAGGGAUGAAAGUCUUUGUGACUGAUGAGAAGGAGCUGAUCAUGGAGACUUGUUUAAAAUGGGCCGCAAAUCCUAAUGUUAUUGUUGCUGUUAAGGCAUUUGGGUUGAAAGCAACCGUUCAGGUGGUAGACUUGCAAGUUUUUCUUUCACUGCGGAUUACAUUGAAACCUUUGGUUCCAACAUUUCCUUGCUUUUGCAAUAUUUUUGUGUCUCUUAUGGAGAAGCCACAUGUUGACUUUGGGCUAAAACUGGUAGGGGCAGAUCUUAUGUCCAUUCCUGGCCUCUACAGGUUUGUUCAGGACAUUAUCAAAGAUCAAGUUGCGAAUUUGUACCUGUGGCCAAAAACCUUGGAAGUGCAAAUUUUGGAUCCAAUAAAAGCAUUGAAGAGGCCUGUGGGAAUUCUCAAUGUAAAGGUUCUGAGGGCCAUAAAGCUUAAAAAGAAAGAUCUACUUGGUGCGUCUGACCCUUAUGUAAAACUAAAGCUUUCCGAUGAAAGGAUGCAAUCAAAAAAGACCUCAGUGAAGCACAAAUGCUUGAAUCCAGAAUGGAAUGAAGAAUUUAAUCUUCUUGUUAAAGAUCCUGAGAACCAGGUUUUAAGUCUUAAAGUUUAUGACUGGGAUCAGGUUGGGAAACACGAAAGGAUGGGUGUAAAUAUAGUCCCGUUAAAAGAAGUUGCCCCUGAAGAGGCUAAAGUUUUUACUCUUGAUCUCUUGAAAAACAUGGAUCCCUACGAAGGCGAAAAUGGGAAGUCCCGCGGUCAGAUUGUUGUAGAAUUAACAUAUAGACCAUUUAAAGAAGAGGACUUACUCAAGGACAAAGGGGCUCAGAUAAUACAAAAUGCUCCUGAAGGCACUCCUCCUGGGGGAGGCCUGCUUGUGGUUAUAGUCCACGAAGCUCGAGAUGUUGAAGGAAAGUACCACACUAAUCCUCAAGCUCGAGUUCUUUUCAAAGGCGAGCAGAAAAGGACUAAGCAUAUAAAAAAGAACAGAGAUCCAAGAUGGGCUGAGGAGUUCCAAUUUGUAGCAGAGGAACCUCCCACUAACGAGAAAUUACACGUGGAGGUUGUCAGCACCUCGUCCCGCAACCUGUUGCAUCCCAAGGAAUAUCUGGGUUAUGUGGAGAUCAGUCUGGCGGAUGUUGUCACUAACAAGAGAAUUAAUGAAAAGCAUCAUCUCAUAGACUCAAAGAAUGGUCGCAUCCAAGUAGAGUUGCAGUGGAUACCUUCGUAAGCUUGAUGAUAAAAUUCUCCCUUUUCAUUUUUGUUCCGUCAUUCAUCAUUCUUUCUUUCUUAAACGAAAUCUUUGUUCUAUGGCCAACAAAGAGAGUCUUAUUUCUUCAAUUUUGGGGAGAUUGAUAUCUUAAACGAAAUCUUGUCAGGUGGAUUGAUAUGUUCAUUUAGAUGUGUAAAAAUAAGCAUGUAGUUUACAAUCAA
Molecule: messenger RNA, 1814 nt
Organism: Neltuma alba
Lineage: Eukaryota; Viridiplantae; Streptophyta; Magnoliopsida; Fabales; Fabaceae
Product: synaptotagmin-1-like
Exons: 12
Coding region: 1-1611 (536 amino acids)
Cellular component (GO): endoplasmic reticulum
Molecular function (GO): lipid binding
Source: RefSeq, a predicted model, not a curated record